Messenger RNA from Nymphaea colorata (pocket water lily), 461 nucleotides. RefSeq names its product early nodulin-93-like. The coding region runs from base 64 to 420 and encodes 118 amino acids. The transcript has 4 exons. NCBI's taxonomy places the organism in Eukaryota, Viridiplantae, Streptophyta, Magnoliopsida, Nymphaeales, Nymphaeaceae. The record is from RefSeq and is a predicted model, not a curated record.
GUCAUUACUCACUCGUGAACUACAAGUUCCCAUCUCUCUCUCUCUCUAGCUAUCUCUGUAUCAAUGGCUGUUGAUCGGUCUGCAGCUAAACCAGGAAACCCUAGUACCGGCACCAUUUCGUGUCCAUUGGAGAUGAAUACUGGUUUAGGAUAUUACAUGGACCAAAGGGUUGCCCGGGCGAGGCGCUAUGCUCAUGAGGGAGUGGUCGCGGGAGCUAAAGCAGCUGUCAUGGCUACUGCUGCCAGUGCCAUCCCUACUUUGGCCAGCGUAAGAAUGUUCCCUUGGGCCAGGCGCAACCUCAACCCCACGGCUCAGGCACUCAUCAUAUCCACUGUGGCAGGAGCGGCAUACUUCGUUGUAGCAGACAAGAAAGUGCUGGCUUCUGCAAGGAAGAACUCCUUUCGAAAUGCCCAAGAAUGAGCUCCCGCUGCUUGAUCCUGUUUCCUGCCUAUGUUAGAGCA